ACAAUGACAACAAAAUUUCCCCAAAAAUCACACAGUGACAAUGUUUCUUUAAUAUUUCUGCAGGUAUAGUCACAGUGUCCGGUGAUAAUAGUAUCACUUACUUUAUCUUUUAAUGUAUCCCUGUAAUAUUCAUGUAUCAUUUUGGUACAUUUGUGAUUUAUAAUAAUUUGGCCUUAUUACAUGAUGAGUUGUUAUGUGUGAGUCUUGAGAGGUUACUGUAACAGUGUGUGUGUGCUGCUGGCAGCUCCUCCCAUCCAGCUAUAAGAGCCCAGCUGACCAGGUACUGAAACAGGCCAGUCCAAACUGACUGCUGAAAAGUCAGUCAGCUUUAUUAAAAACGUCUUUCCCCCCCCUGCAGCUUGUUACAUGCAGCCUUUGCUCCACAUUGAGAUGCAGGAUCAGUCCCUGAGUUAGUUAUCGGUCUGAUCUAACAGAGGAUUUGGAGCCGGACAGGGACUUCGUGUAACUUUUUUGUUAAAGAUGACUUUCGCCAUGCUGCGGCCUGUGGCGACACACUUGAUCUACUCAGACUUCACCAGCAUCACGUCCGAGGACGAUGAGAACCGCAGCGAGAGCGACGGCAGCUCGGAGCAGAGUUACUGCGACUCCUCCACCGAGAAACGGAGGAGGAUUUCCCGCAGUCUGGAUGAAGCAGAGUCCCACCCGGUGGUGGUGGAGGUGAAACAGAGGAGCGCAGCCAACGCCAGAGAGAGAGGCAGGACCCAGAGUGUCAACACCGCCUUCACAUCUCUCCGGACGCUCAUACCCACCGAGCCGGUGGACAGAAAGCUCUCCAAGAUCGAGACGCUCCGACUGGCCUCCAGCUACAUCUCCCAUCUGGCCAACGUGCUGCUCCUCGGAGACUCCGGAGCUGCUGAUGGACAGCCGUGUCUCGGUGCGGUUCAUGCGCAAGGAGAACCGAGAACCAUCUGCACCUUCUGUCUGAGCAACCAGAGAAAAGGGAUAAAGGAUGGCAAAGACUGUUUAAGAAUGCGAGGGCUGGGUCCACUGCGAAUGAGACGCUGACUGGAGACCAGUGAACGAUUAGCAACCUGAAAAUCCUCAAAGACUUUCUCAGGGAAGAGUCAGAGCUGGUGUUACAUAGCACACACACACAUACACACACACACAUGCUGGAUCUAAGGAUGGAACCAAAGAAGAGACUAUUUAUACCUGACCUGAGAAAUUUAAGCAUAAGCCUUUCAAAGAUGCAGUGCGUUUGCUUGAAACUUAUGAGUUUUUGUCCUUUUUUUUUUACCCCUGAAAGUUUUAAAUAAAAUAUAUUUUAUCAAAAUAAAA
This is a messenger RNA of Sebastes umbrosus (honeycomb rockfish), 1299 nucleotides long. It is a transcript of the gene tcf15, whose product is annotated as transcription factor 15. Gene Ontology annotation, biological process: regulation of transcription by RNA polymerase II; developmental process. Gene Ontology annotation, molecular function: RNA polymerase II transcription regulatory region sequence-specific DNA binding; DNA-binding transcription factor activity, RNA polymerase II-specific; protein dimerization activity. The transcript is spliced from 2 exons. The record is from RefSeq and is a predicted model, not a curated record. NCBI's taxonomy places the organism in Eukaryota, Metazoa, Chordata, Actinopteri, Perciformes, Sebastidae. Bases 481 to 1026 code for a protein of 181 amino acids.